Molecule: messenger RNA, 456 nt
Organism: Malania oleifera
Lineage: Eukaryota; Viridiplantae; Streptophyta; Magnoliopsida; Santalales; Ximeniaceae
Exons: 1
Coding region: 1-456 (151 amino acids)
Source: RefSeq, a predicted model, not a curated record
AUGGAAAAGAUCCUGACUUUACUGCACUGCACCGAUGAGCAAAGAGUACUAUAUGCCACAUUCAGAUUGAUGGGGGAGGCUGAGCACUGGCGGUCUGAUGUGAGUCUCCAGGAAGAGCCGAGGCUGGUACUAGUAGCCUUGACCUGUGGAAGGUUUAAAGAGAUUUUCUUCGACCGUAAUUUCCCUUCCUCGAUUAGGGAUUCCAAGAUGGAGGAGUUCCUAAAUUUGACUCAGGGCCGUUUGACAGUGCCACAAUACACUACAAAAUUAGUGGAGCUGUCGCAUUGUGCUCCCUUCAUCAUACCAUAUGAAUUUAGGAAGGCCCUGAGAUUUGAGAAAGGGCUUAGGCAUGAGCUUUAUGAGCAGGUGGUACUAUUGAAGAUACGAGAUUUUUUUGAACUGGUGGAUAAAGCCACUGUAGCUGAGGCUAGUCGACUAAGAGGUGCAAGGGGAUAG